Mizuhopecten yessoensis (Yesso scallop) is the source of this 591-nucleotide messenger RNA. Its product is annotated as neo-calmodulin-like. The annotation marks the transcript as partial. The transcript has 2 exons. The record is from RefSeq and is a predicted model, not a curated record. Lineage: Eukaryota; Metazoa; Mollusca; Bivalvia; Pectinida; Pectinidae. Gene Ontology annotation, molecular function: enzyme regulator activity; calcium ion binding.
GAAGUGAAGAUAUCUUCUGAUAAUUCACGUAUGUAUUGACGGUAUAAGUGAAGAGAUUAAGGUGAAUUUUAGUCACUGUUAUUGACACAGGAUUUGCCCAGUACCCACAGAGAAACCCCAUGGUUCUGGUACAGCAUGUGAAACAUUCGAGAUAUUAUUUUAAAGCGGAUGAUCAUUCGGUGGCAUUUCUUCUUUCAACAGAAUACAAGGAAGCAUUCAACAUGUAUGAUAAGGACCAUGAUGGCAUCAUCUCCACACAGAAGCUUGGGGCGGUACUGCGGGCUCUGGGACACAACCCUACCGAGAUUGAGAUGCAGGAAAUGAUUGACGAGAUAGAUUCUGAAGAUACCGGCUCCGUAGACUUUGAGAGUUUCCUGGACGUUGUGAUGAGUCGUGACAUUGAUGACGAAGACCACGAGAGGGCGCUACGCGAGGCCUUUAAAAUGUUUGACAGGGACGGGAAUGGCUAUAUAGACGCAGAGGAAUUGCGGCUAUGUAUGAUGAAUCUAGGUGAAAAACUAACACAAGACGAGGUAGAAGAAAUGAUCCGAGAAGUGGAUGUCGACUUUGACGGUAGAAUGAACUAUGAAG